Scylla paramamosain (green mud crab) is the source of this 8303-nucleotide messenger RNA. Its product is annotated as serine/threonine-protein phosphatase 6 regulatory ankyrin repeat subunit B-like. The coding region runs from base 3293 to 8197 and encodes 1634 amino acids. NCBI's taxonomy places the organism in Eukaryota, Metazoa, Arthropoda, Malacostraca, Decapoda, Portunidae. The record is from RefSeq and is a predicted model, not a curated record. Gene Ontology annotation, cellular component: nucleus; cytoplasm. The transcript is spliced from 15 exons. Gene Ontology annotation, molecular function: protein binding.
GAAAGUUUUCAAAUCGAAGGAGGGAAAGAGAGGCAGGCAAGUGAUAAAGACUGAGAAAGGAAGGGAGGAAGGGAUGAAGGGAGAAGUGGUAAUGAGAGAGAGAGAGAGAGAGAGAGAGAGAGAGGGAGGGAGAGAGAGAAGUGUUGUUUCUGGGUCUGGUUGAGUUGCCAGGUGGCCGCCGCUAUGAACAAAGCACACCGGAUGUGAUGAAAGCUUGUGACUCAAUGUCUUAUUUAUUUACUUUUGGUGUUGAAACGGCGUGCCUGUAACGGCUGCAGCCUGCCACCUAGCUGAGCAUUUUUCAACUUUCCUAUAUAAUUAGUGAAGUUCAAAGUCGAAUUGUGUUGUUGUUUUUUUUGGCAGUGGCUGAGUGAGGACAAGUGGCAACACGGGAGUGGCUCAGCGUGUCACGUCUCGUCUCAGUCACGUAUCACACAUCCUGGGCGUUGCGUGGGGUGUUGUGGCAGGGGAGGAAGAAUGAUGGUGAAAAUAGGCGCACGGACAAACCCUCUGUCUCAGACUCUGAUAAUCCUGAAGCUGAUCCAGAUGACCCCCUGGCACAACCAUCAUCCUCUAUUGAAAUGAGCGAUGUAGGUGAAGAAGCUCCAUCAUCCACUCCUGGGUCUAGUGGUAUUUCUGGUAGGACUGAAGAAGGCGCAGUUGAGUUCAAGGAAUCUGUCAGAGAGGUUGAAGCUGAUACUCAUCUAAUUGAGGAUUCGGAUGAAUCAGAAACAGAUGACAGUCAGCCACCAGCUAUUGAGAAGUCAACCUCUCGUAAGCGUGUGUCAAACCCUAGUUCAUCCAAAAAGUCAACACCUCCGGAAAAGAGGAUAAGGAAAUAUGCUAUGAAGUGGUCAGAAGAUCCUACGCUUGCAUGUUUCUCCAGGUAUGAAGGAGAUAGAGAAGAAAUGAAAAGAAAAGCAUUUUGUAAUAUUUGCGCUAAAUUAAUUGAGGGGACAGUUUCUCAUAUGCAUAGGCAUUUGAAAACUAAAUAUCAUACAAACAGAGCAAAGUCUGUGAAAUCCCCUUUUGUACCAUCUCUAUUUGAAAAGAAAAAUCUACCUGCAAGGGAUGCAGAAAAACUUAGACUAAUGUUACUCAAAUUUCUUUGUAAACACAAUAUUUCUUUUAAUGUCAUGGACCAUCUAAUGAAAGUUUUGAAACAUGGAACCACUGAUUCUCAAAUUAUAAAAUCUGUAAGGUGUGGAAGACAAACUUCAAGAGAAAUAGUAGUGAAAUGUAUAGGCAAUGAAAGCUUGAAGGAAAUUGUAGCAUGCUUAAAGACACACAAAUAUUCCAUAAUUGUAGAUGAGAGCACUGAUGUAUCCACUACCAAGCAGUUAGCCAUUGUUGUCAGAGUAGUGAACACUCAGCAGUGUACAGUUGAAGACAAAUUUUUACAAUUGCUAGAUGUAGAAGAUUCCAGUGCUGAAGGACUGUUUCACCUAUUGAGUACUUUUUUUGAUGAAAAUGGCAUUCCAUUUAAAAAUAUGCUUGAAUUUGCUGCUGACAAUGCGUCAGUCAUGAUGGGGAGUAUGGGUGGUUUAAAGGCAAAAUUGCUGGAUAGAGUCCCUCAUUUGUUUGUAAUUGGAUGUAUUUGCCAUUCAUUAAAUCUCUGUUCCUCUGCAGCCUGUCUUAAGCUUCCAAGUUCUGUAGAAACAUUGUGUAAAGAUAUACAUAACUUCAUUAAUCACAGCCCUAAGAGACUGUUGAAGUUUAAGGAAUUUCAACAAUUUGUUAGAGUUGAUGUACACAGACUUCUAAAUACUAGUCAAACAAGAUGGCUUUCCCUAGAAUCAGUUGUUAACAGAACACUAGAACAAUGGUCAGCACUAAUUCUUUUCUUUCAGUCAGAAGCCUUGGAAUCUCAAGUACAGUCUGCAGUGCAUAUACUGAAUGCCUUGAACAAUCCUCUGUUCAAAAUGUACUUUACUUUCCUUGGGUAUAUUCUGCCCAUUAUCAAUAAGAUGAACAGAGAAUUUCAAAGUUAAUCAGUCAUGAUACACACUGCAUAUUCUAACAUCUGUGCUUUUUAUAGGACUAUUCUGAGCAAUUAUAUAAAGAAAGACAUACUAAAAUCAAAGUCAGAUCCAUUUGAAGUGGAAUUUAAAGACUGUUCCAAUUUCCUGCCUAAAAAUGAAUGGUACUUUGGCAGCAAAGUAGAGAGUAUGCUGGCAGAUAAAAAUGUGUUAUGGGAACUUGGAUCUGAAGCUUCCAGAUUUCGGGUGAGAUGUCUGGAUUUUUAUGUAGAGCUAUCAAAGCAAAUCAGUAAAAGAUUCAAAGGUUUGAGUGAUGUACUCCCGUUGUUAAAUGCCUGUGACCCUGCCAUAGCAAGAGAAAAUAGAGUUACAAGUCUAGUGCCACUGUUCAAAAAAAUUCCUCAGCUGAUUAAAGAAUCAGAAUAUGAUGUUUGCAAUGAUGAAUGGCGGUCACUUACUUUUCAUGAAGAUGCUUUGAGUACAUCAAGUAACCCCACCGAGAUAUGGUGUUCAGUACUAAAACUUAAGACUAGUGAUGGAACACCUGUGUUUCCAAAUCUAGCUGAGUUAAUGGUAAAUUUGUUAGUUCUACCACAUUCAUCAGCUGCAGUGGAGAUAUUUUUUUCACAAGUAAAAUUAAUAAAGACAGACCUAAGAAAUAGACUGAACACAGAGUCAAUAAAUGCACUUUUGUUAAGUAAAGGUGACGGGGGAGCAGUUCCAUGCUAUGAAUGGGAGCCAAGUUCCUUGAUGAUAAGAUCUGCUCAGAAUGUGUUCAGUGAGGCUAAGCAAAGCAUAUAGGUAGCUUCAUAGGCAGAAAAAGAAAGUCUGCGUUUGUAGUUUUGUCUUUUUUUUUUAAUUAAGGUUAUCAGAUAUUCAUAUUUUGUACUCUGUGGUAUUAAUGUAGCCUAAGUUAGAGAAUAAGUUGUGGAGGCUAUCCAAAUACAGCCUGCCAUUGAAGGUAUUAAUAAAUCGGUGUUCAGUUGUAGUAGCCUACUGGCAUCAUUUAUUUAUUUUUUUCUAAUAAAGUGCACUUAUACAUAAAUAUAAUGUUUUGGAAGACCCAAUCAAAGGGUUUAUAUUAAUGCUCCAAAUGUGUAGUGAACAACAUUUCUCCACCACUAGGCAGCAGUAAGUAGCUUGGCUACCAACCGUAUGAUGUCUAUAACACCAUGGGAAGCAGCAGAGAGGCAAACAGCGUGAAGGAAGGCCAGCAAGACAGGAGGUAGGCAGCCUCAAGGAAGGCCAGCAAAACAGAGGCAGCAACCCUCAUCCAAGGUUACCUCAGGGCAAUACACGCCCCACAUCCCACCAUGGCAUCCAACCCACAUCACCAUGGGGAGGAACUUCUUGAGGCAAUUCAACACCAACUCACAGCGGAUCUAGUCACUGCUGUAGAGGAAGGAGACGAGGCAGGGGUGAGGUCAGCACUUGACAGGGGUGCCCGGCCCCAGGUCACCGUCCCCACUAAUGCUGGGGGGUCAUGCAGUCUGCUGACUCUGGCUGCCAGCGAGGGCCACGACCACCUGCUGUCUCACUUACUGCAGGCGGGGUUAAGCAUAGAAGGUGGAGGCACCACUGAAAGCACACCGCUGAUGAUGGCUGCCCAGAAUGGCCACUCCCAUAUAGUGAAGGCGCUGCUGGACCUCCGUGGUAAUCCUCUGGCCAUGGAUAGUGACGGAAGGACAGCCCUACACUUUGCUGCAAUGGAGGGCCACCAGCAGUGUGUGGCGGCCCUUUUGUGCGUCACCCCUCCCACUCCUGCGCACCUCGAGGUACACACCCCGGUGCACGCCGCCAGUUAUCGUGGCCACGUGGAGGUACUGAAGCAGCUGGCAGGUGCUGGCUGGGCCUUCACCGCCAGGGACAGUGAUGGCAACACACCCAUGCACUUUGCUGUGGCGGGGGGUAGCAUGACAUGUGUGCAAUGGCUGCUGCAGCGAGGGUGUGACACAAGAAUGCAAAAUAAUGCUGGACGCACCCCAUUUGACCAGGAGCUGGUCACUGCUGUAGAGGAAGGAGACAAGUCAAGGGUGAGGUCAGCACUUGACAGAGGUGCCCGGCCCGAGGUCACCGUCCCCACUAGUGAUGGGAUGUCAGGCAGUCUGCUAACUCUGGCUGCCAGCGAAGGCCACGAGCACCUGCUGCCUCACUUACUGCAGGCGGGGUUAAGCAUAGAAGGUGGAGGCACCACUGACAGGACACCGCUAAUGAUGGCUGCCCAGAAUGGCCACGCCCAUACAGUGAAGGCGCUGCUGGACCUCCGUGGUAACCCUCUGGCUAUGGACAGUGACGGAAGGACACCCCUACACUUUGCUGCAUGGCAGGGCCACCAGCAGUGUGUGGCGGCCCUCUUACCUGUCACCCCUCCCACUCCCGCACACCUCGAGGCGUGCACCCCGGUGCACGCCGCCAGUUAUCGUGGCCACGUGGAGAUACUGGAGCAGCUGGCAGGUGCUGGCUGGUCUCUCAUUGCCAGGGACAAAGAUGGCAACACACCGAUGCACCUUGCUGUGGCCGGGGGUAGCGUGACAUGUCUGCAAUGGCUGGUGCAGCGAGGGGGUGACACAAGCAUGCAAAAUAAUGCUGGACACACCCCACUUGACCAGGAGCUGGUCACUGCUGUAAGGGAAGGAGACGAGGCAGGGGUGAGGUCAGCACUUGACAGGGGUGCCCGGCCCGAGGUCACUGUCCCCACUUAUGAUGUGGGGUUAUGGAGUCUGCUGACUCUGGCCGCCAGGAAGGGCCACGAGCACCUGCUUUCUCACUUACUUCAGGCGGGAUUAAGCAUAGAAGAUGGAGGCACCAUUGACAGGACACCGCUGAUGAUGGCUGCCAACCAUGGCCAUGCCCAUACAGUGAAGGCGCUGCUGAACCUCUGUGGUAACCCUCUGGCCAUGGAUAGUAGAGGAUGGACAGCCCUACACUUUGCUGCAAUGGAGGGCCACCAGCAGUGUGUGGCGGCCCUCUUGCCCAUCACCCCUCCCACUCCCGCACACCUCGAGGCACACACCCCGGUGCACGCUGCCAGUCAUCGUGGCCACGUGGAGGUACUGGAGCAGCUGGCAGGUGCUGGCUGGCCCCUCACCGCCAGGGACAGUCAUGGCAACACACCCAUGCACCAUGCAGUGUUGGGGGGAUGUGCAGCAGCUGUGCAGUGGCUGGUGCAGAGAGGUUGUGACCCACACGUGCAAACGAAAGAUGGACUCACCCCGCAGGAGUUUGCCGUGCAGCUUGGCCGCCACGAUGUGGAGGCCUGGCUGGUUAAAAAUUGCAGCGGUGUUGUGAGGAGUAAGACUCUGCGUGUAGAGGAAGUGAGGGCGUGGCGGGACAUGCAUGAACACAACCACAACACAGUCUUGUCCAUACUGGUGAAGGGCAACAAGGCAGCCAUGGCCAUCAUCCCCGAGGAUUGUGAUAGUCACGCGCUGAGCCAGGAUGGCCUGACGCCUCUCCACGCCGCGGCGCUGUGCGGUGCUCCUAGUGAUGCUGUGGAGGCUUUGCUGCGACAUGGCGUGAGCCCUCAUGUGACCACCCCUGACAACAUGACCCCCGCUGACCUGGCACGGCAGCAAGGCCAAGACUCAGUGAUUAAGGGACUACAGCGCCACCACUGUGUACAGAGCGGCAAGCUUCCUGAAGAACUGCAUGAGGAGCUGCUCUCAACAGUCAGUCGCUGGGACGACGUGCAGGCGGUGUCCACCCUCCUGUGUAAGGGCGCGCCCAUAGAGCUCCUGGGCGGCCUUUCCAUCCUCAGACUGGCUGUCACCACCAACCGCAUACACACCGUCAGCCUGCUGCUGGCUAGCGGUGCACCGCUGCCUGCCAGCCUGCUGCAAGAGGCUUGGCAGAGCCCCGACGUGACUCACAGGGUGCUGGCCUUCCUCACCACCGCCUACUGCUGCCGGCUGCGUGCAGAGCAGCGUCGCCUGGAAAAGGUUAGCAGCGCCCUUGUCGAGGGCAUCGACAAUCUAUUGACAACCAUCGAGGGAAAUACUCCCUGGCAGGCAGCCUGGCCAUGGGGAAAGGAGACUGACCGGCCAGCACUGAGCGACCUCCUGGCAAAGGCAGCGGCUGCCAACUGCCCCGUGACUGCCGCCUUCCUGCAUAGGGCGGGAGGGUGGACAGUCUUUAAUGGAGCCUCUGGUGGCACUGCCCUCCACUCUGCCCUGGAGGCUGGCCACAAAGGCAUGUCCGAGCUGCUGAUCAGGGACCUUGGGGGCUGCCCGUACGUGCCGGACACACAUGGUCGCCUUCCAGUGCACAUGAUGCCUGACAAGGAGCAACAGACUCUGGAGCAGAAGCUCUUUAUGGCAGAGCGUGAAAAACUGAAGGAUAUGGAGCUUCGCUUGAAGGCAGAUCACGAGAAGACCGCAGCACGGACAGCGCUGUGUAUACAGGAGGAUCUUUUUGAGAGCCACAAGAAGGGCGAGGGUACGAAUGUCUCCUCACCUGAUGGCCACGCCACCCUGCUACUGGCCUCGCGCAAAGGUCUCCUGCAGCUGACUCAUCUUAUACUGCAAGAGGGUCACUUGCCCGUGGACGAGGUGCUGGACCACACCUGCAGCACCACCGCCCUCCACCAGGCGGCCUCGCACGGCCAGGACGGCUGCGUGGCGCUGCUGCUGAGCGCUGGCGCCAACCCACAGCAGCGUGACACGUAUGGCCAGACGCCCCUACACCUGGCCGCCAUGUUUGGCCACAAAAGUACUUUUGAACUCCUGGCACAUCAAGUGACGCAGGACCCUCCUUGCCGUGCGGGCACCACGGGCACACUGGUGAGAGAAAAUUUUAAAUUUUUUGAAAAUAUGUUUAAUAAGUGUGAGGAUAUAAAUCUAUUACACCCAAUCGACCGACGUGACCCCGAAAGUGUCAUAAGAAAUCUCGUGAGAUCCAUAGGCCUGCAAGAGCUGCAGGAGGAGGCUCAGCGGGUGGCUGUGGACCUAUCAAAGGGCGAGGCCCUUGAGGUAAAGGAGGCGGUCAUGGCAGAAAUAAGCAUAAUCAUAAAUAAGGUAUCAGCCGCUGAUGCCACGUACCGCGGCGACCUGAGGCUGGUGGGCAGUUCUCAGGACGGGUGUAAGCUUUACGCCCCUGACGAAUUUGAUAUAAACCUCGUGAUGCACAAGGAUGACGUAGGAAUAACUGUUAGCGAGAGAGGGAAGGAGGAAGCCACGCUGAAGGGCAGGUUACAGAUUUCUGUGAAGACUGACAAUCCCCACCUUGAGGGUAAUAUAUUUAUGGCCAGUUUGUACGAGGAGGUGCACCGUUGCCUCAUUGGCCACACCCUACAGGACAAAAGACUGAGCCUAGUGCCGCCGGGCCUGACCAGCACGCAAGUGGGCGUGGGACUCUCUCUGGCCUGGCAGGGGCGAGAGUAUCCACUGUUGCUGGUCGGCGUGGACCUGGUGCCAGUGCUUGAGGUGCCAUGGCUGGAGCAAGUUUUCAGACCGUUCCUCACUCCUGAGGACACCACCACCAUGCAGCUCAGUAAUGCUGCUGAGGGAACAUGGCGCUGCAGCUUUGCCUUGACAGAGGCUGAGGUGCUGGGGACGUUGACACCCGCAGAGCGCCAGGUGCAGCUGAUGGGAAAAGUACUUCUUUCCCGCCUCAAGCCCGAGCGCUGGAUGCCUCGGCACAAAAAGAGCUUUUUCAAAUGGUUCGCCACACGGGAGUGGAACAUCGCGGUGCCAAGCGGGUUCUGUUUCAAGAACGCCUUCCUGCGGUGGCUGGAGCACAGGUGGUCGAGGGAGGUAGAGCUUGGGGCUGGGCAGGAGCACGACCAUACCAAGGAGUUGGGGGCUGGACAGGAGGAGGGCCACACCAAUGAGUUGGGGGCUGGACAGGAGGGGGACCACGCCAAGGAGUUGGGGGCUGGACAGAAGGAGGACCAUGACAAGGAGUUGGGGGGUGAACAGAAGGGGGACCAUGCCAAGGGGUUGGAACUGGGGCGGGAGGGGGACCCCGCCAGAUGGCUGGUGGAGGUGUUCAGAUUGAUGUGUGCGAACCCAGAUGAGUCACGAGAGCACCUGACAACGCAAAAUAGCUCUGCCUACUUUGGAGGAGACUGUGAGGGGCGGAAGCCUGGGGACGGGGCGCCCAUCAUCGUGCAGUGCCUGGAGGAGGGUUUGGAAAAGUUGUGCUCUGGCUUGGCCUCUGCCAAGGCUCGGCCAGGCCACGGCGACGAAAGUAUUAGAUGUAGAAGAUGCAGACCCUUGUAAUCAUUAGCUGUGAGCUGCGCCACGCGUCGUAAGACCCACCCCCACCCACAUAUUCACACACACACACACACACACACACACACACACACACACACACACACACACA